CAAGAGCAGGCAAUUCAGAUGGAGCCAUUGAAUGCAGAAGUAGAUAAGUGGGAGGUUGCGGUUAACCGUGUGCUGCUACAAGAUGUCAUUGGACGAGGGGCGUUCGGAGCCGUGUGGAGAGCUCUCCUGAGUUCACCAAAUGGACAACCUGGAAAUCGGACAGUGGCCGCUAAAUGUUUCACGCCCACUGCUGGAGAGGAAGGAAGGAAAUGUCUGAUGAGGGAAAUUGAGCUGGGGAAACUUAUCGGUGAAAACGUUCCGCCAAACAUUGUAAAGUUCAUGGGCUGCGUUACGACAGAAAUUCACCCAAUACUCAUCAUGGAGUACAUGCCAUGUGGUGACCUCCUUGGUUACCUGAGAAAAUGUCGAGGAGUGAGGGAUCGCUAUUAUCUUGGUGAGGGAAGAGCCCAGGAUUUGACCAACUACGAUCUUGUGAUGUUUGCCAAACAAAUCGCCGCCGGUAUGGUGUUCCUUGGAUCGCGAGGGAUCAUCCAUCGUGACCUGGCAGCUCGAAACAUUCUCCUUGAUAAAAACUAUGUUUGCAAAGUGACGGACUUUGGUAUGGCAUAUCAAAGCUUCAAGUAUGGCCAUGGAAAUGCCAAAAAGGGAUGUUUGCCAAUCAAAUGGACUGCACCAGAGAUUCUGCUGGGAGAACUUGCUGGACUUUCCACCUUGAGUGAUGUGUGGUCCUAUGGUAUCGUUCUUUAUGAGAUAGUUACCCUUGGAGGAAUUCCGUACGACGGAUGGUCAGAAGGCAUGGUGGUUGCAGAGGUCACAAAGGGAUAUCAGAUGCCAAAGCCUGAUCAUGUUGAUAACAAAGUGUAUGAUAUCAUGAAAAGGUGCUGGAAUCGUAACCCUGACUUCCGUCCUCCUUUUGAAAACCUGCGACAAAGAAUGGACAAAUACAUUCGUGAAGAGACAUAUGUGGAACUUCUUGACAUGGGCGCUUAUGACAAGGCAAAAUACUCCAGGGUUGAAGAUCUCGGAAAUGAAGAUGCAGGACCAAGUGAGGAAGUUGCAAAGAAGACCUCAGCUAAGGGAUUGGGAAGAAGUGCCAGUGACCGUCGUUAGGGUACAUAAUCGUCACUUCUCGGUGCUAAACUAAGUGUAGGUUUGUGUUAGUUAAAUUUCUCUCCAUAUAUAUAUUAGAAGAAUAUGCGAAAGCUUUAUCCUUGAUUAACAAAAUGAUAAUAACAAAAGUACAAAAAACUAAUGAAUUAAUUCUCAAAGAAUACCAAUAAUAAAUAAUUUAAUCGGUUUCAGUAUAAGGAAAAUUGUAUAGAUAUGAAUUGAACUUACGUAAUCGAUAAAAUCAGAAGAGAAAAAAACAAACAAACAAAUAAAAAACAACCAACUUGAAAAACAGCUCGUUUAUGCAGACAGCUGUACUUUGCAAACUUUGCAACAACAUUUCAUGUUGUAUUGUGAAACUAUUUAGCAAAUUUGCUUGUGGCAGACCUAGUAGGAGAUCUCCUAACGACGGUAUGAAAUUUGGUAAAAUUUUGUAGUUUGAUUAUGAAUCAGUCGUGCGGUACUAGUUAGCACUGAGGUAUCACUUAACGAAGCAUCUUCUUUAAAUUAUAUGCAUCACUUCUGGUGAUUUGUUUAACUUUCAAGUUACUUUUAUUUGAAAACAAGCGAUUGCAUUGUUAUUGACAUUUAACGUUUUGCUCUUAGUAUCAAAUGCUUUUGUCAUAAACGGAGAGAACCGUCUUAAUAGAGUGUGAGUUAAUCAAAUUAAUAAUUUUCCUAAGUGUUUUCGAUUCGUACGAAGAAAAAAUAAACACUACACAAAGGGUGCGUACAGUGGUAAACGGAACAAUUUUGCUAUGGCAAAAUGGAAUGCUUGUCGAAAAACUUGACGAAAUGAGAGCACGUAUGAGCGUUUAAUUUUGUACACAAUCCAAACACAUUAAGUUGUAUCUAACAUAAUGUUAAACACUCUAUUUAAUAUCUGCAAUAAAAAGA
Pocillopora verrucosa is the source of this 1968-nucleotide messenger RNA. The record is from RefSeq and is a predicted model, not a curated record. NCBI's taxonomy places the organism in Eukaryota, Metazoa, Cnidaria, Anthozoa, Scleractinia, Pocilloporidae.